Molecule: messenger RNA, 4249 nt
Organism: Callithrix jacchus (white-tufted-ear marmoset)
Lineage: Eukaryota; Metazoa; Chordata; Mammalia; Primates; Cebidae
Gene: CHRDL1
Product: chordin like 1
Biological process (GO): cell differentiation; negative regulation of BMP signaling pathway
Molecular function (GO): BMP binding
Source: RefSeq, a predicted model, not a curated record
UGAUGGGAAAGUAGCCGGCUGAGUCUCACACUUUCUCCGGAGUUUUAAACUUUCGGGCCGCGGGAGCAGAAAUAAAGCCAUUGUGCUGGGCCGGAGAAAGGCUGCGUGCUUGCAGCGGCUGCGUGCUUGCGGACUUCCCGCCAGCGCCGAGCGGCCGGCUUCUCCGGCCAAGUGGGGAGCGAGCGAGCGGGCGGGCGAGCGGGCGGGCAGGUGGCCCCGGGCCGCCGCGCCCGCGCCUUGGCUCUGCCCCCGGGAGCCGAGCAAGCCGCUGCUCCCUCGUGGUGUGAGGGCGGUGAUGUUUUUCCUCCCACCCACUUUUGAGUUCCCCCUCCCCCCUCGCGCGCACUCUAGCUCUCGCCACAACCUGCGAGCCCCAGACCUCGGACGAGAGCGCCCUGGGGAGCUCCGAGCGCUUGCACGCGUGGCAGACGGAGGAGGCCAGUGCCCAGCUUGAAGGUUCUGUGUCACCUUUUGCAGUGGCCCAAAUGAAAAAAAAGUGGAAAAUGGGAGGCGUGAAAUACAUCUUCUCCUUGUUCUUCUUUCUUUACCUAGAAGGAGGCAAAACAGAGCAAGUAAAACAUUCAGAGACAUAUUGUGUGUUUCAAGACAAGAAGUACAGAGUGGGUGAGAGAUGGCAUCCUUACCUGGAACCUUAUGGGUUGGUUUACUGCGUGAACUGCAUCUGCUCAGAGAAUGGGAAUGUGCUUUGCAGCCGAGUCAGAUGUCCAAAUGUUCAUUGCCUUUCUCCUGUACAUAUUCCUCAUCUGUGCUGCCCUCGCUGCCCAGAAGACUCCUUACCCCCAGCGAACAAUAAGGUGACCAGCAAGUCUUGCGAGUACAAUGGGACAACUUACCAACAUGGAGAGCUGUUUGUGGCUGAAGGGCUCUUUCAGAAUCGGCAACCCAAUCAAUGCACUCAGUGCAGCUGUUCGGAGGGAAACGUGUAUUGUGGUCUCAAAACUUGCCCCAAAUUAACCUGUGCAUUCCCAGUCUCUGUUCCAGAUUCUUGCUGCCGGAUGUGCAGAGGGGAUGGAGAACUGUCAUGGGAACAUUCUGAUGCUGAUAUCUUCCGGCAGCCUGCCAACAGAGAAGCAAGACAUUCUUACCACCGCUCUCACUAUGAACCUCCACCAAGUCGACAGGCUGGAGGUCUGCCCCGCUUUCCUGGGGCCAGAAGUCACCGGGGAGCUCUUAUGGAUUCUCAGCAAGCAUCAGGGACCAUUGUGCAAAUUGUCAUCAAUAACAAACAUAAGCAUGGACAAGUGUGUGUUUCCAAUGGAAAGACCUAUUCUCAUGGCGAGUCCUGGCACCCAAACCUCCGGGCAUUUGGCAUUGUGGAGUGUGUGCUAUGUACUUGUAAUGUCACCAAGCAAGAGUGUAAGAAAAUCCACUGCCCCAACCGAUACCCCUGCAAGUAUCCUCAAAAAAUAGAUGGAAAGUGCUGCAAGGUGUGUCCAGGUAAAAAGGCAAAAGAAGAACUUCCAGGCCAAAGCUUUGACAACAAAGGCUACUUCUGUGGGGAAGAAACGAUGCCUGUGUAUGAGUCUGUAUUUAUGGAGGAUGGGGAGACAACCAGAAAAAUAGCACUGGAGACUGAGAGACCGCCUCAGGUAGAGGUCCACGUUUGGACCAUUCGAAAGGGCAUUCUCCAGCACUUCCAUAUUGAGAAGAUCUCCAAAAGGAUGUUUGAGGAGCUUCAUCACUUCAAGCUGGUGACCAGAACAACCCUGAGCCAGUGGAAGAUCUUCACCGAAGGAGAAGCUCAGAUCAGCCAGAUGUGUUCAAGUCGUGUGUGCAGAACAGAGCUUGAAGAUUUGGUCAAGGUUUUGUACCUGGAGAGAUCUGAAAAGGGCCACUGUUAGGCAAGAUAGACAGUAUUGGAUAGGGUAAAGCAAGAAAACUAAAGCUGCAGCUGGACUGCAGGCUUAUUUUGCUUAAGUCGACAGUGCGCUAAACUCCAAACUCAAAUGCAAUCAAUUAUUCACGCCACACACAGCAUAAUUUGCUCCUUUAUGUGGAAUGGUGUGUCAGCCCUUGAGCAUCUCCUCCAAAGAGACUAGAAGCGUCUUAAAUUAUGUGUGGGAUGAGGAGGGAUGGAACACCACAACACCACUCUAGUUUCUUGGAGAAUCACAUUUCUUUACAGGUUAGGAACAAACAAGACCCCAGGGUUUUUAUCUAGAAAGUUAUUCAAGUGAAAGAAAGAGAAGGGAAUUGCUUAGUAGGAGUUCUGCAGUAUAGAACAAUUAUUUGUGUGAAAUUAUACCUUUGAAUUUUAGAAUAUCAUGUGUUCCUUUAAAAAAAUAGCUCCCCAUCUUCUCUCCUCACACCCUCCCUCCCUUCUUCUCUCUCUCUCUCUCUCUCUCUCUCUCUCACACACACACACACACACACACACAUUCACACUCACAUUAAACUAAAGCCUUUAUCUGAGGCAAAGAUAGCCAAGACUCUACCUUACUUUUCCCUUGACUGGAUCCCAAGUAGCUUGGUGCCCAGGAGAGUAAAUAAUUGUGAACAAAACGCUCUGCCAUUAGGUCUUCGUGGCAGUUUAAGUCACCAACUACAGGGGCAGGGUGAAGAAUAAGAACACUAUUUUAUGGCCUCAUUCAUUCACUUAGAAGUGGUAAAGAAUUUUUUCCUAAUGAUACCACUUUUCUUUUCUCUUUGUACCUAUGGGGCUUCCAGAAAGAAGUUAAAUUGAGUAAAAUGAUCAGAAACUGAAUCCAUAUAAGACAAAAUUAUUGUUGAAGAAAGAAGUUGAUAGAAGUCCAAAAUGCCAUCUUUUUACUUUCACAUCAAUAAAAUUCACCAAGUAGUAGAUCAGUACUCACUAAUAUUUUUGAGACCAUAGUUGGCCAGAAAAAACUAUAUUAAAUUAUUAAAUUCUAGAAGCUCUUUAAAAGGGAAGUUUUUCUUCUCCUAUUACAGGAGUUGAUUUUUACUUUGCAAAGUGGUUCGGUCCUCAUGAGCAUCUGCAUGUUGGCUCUUCAGUUAAGAAAGUUAUUGUUCAUUUAGGGAGCUGGAUAUAAAGAUCUGUAUUCUAAACCUUCCUACUAUCCUUGCCUUAUUCAUCAAGCAAGUAUUUUAGUGGAGAAUGCUGGAGAAGGCUGCUCCUAAAAUGUCUACUUGCAGCCCAAUACCAGAGCAUAAAUUAUCCCUUCUGGGGUCGGGCUUUAGAAAUCAUCUUUGUGGAAAGACUUAAUUCUUCACAGCAAGGAUCUCAGGCCUGCCUUCUAGAUUUGUUUCCUCUGAGGGGCAGGAAUGAACUGCAGAAUUGUUUUAAGAACCUAGAAACCCCAUAUGUCUCAUUCCAUCACUAUAGGUGAAAAAAUUUUUUCCUAAGAGGAUUUGACACCAAUAGGUAAAAAUAUAAAAUGUUCAGUCUUUAUGACAACCUGGCAUAAAGGAGUCAAUCCUUAUAAAAGAGACACAAGGGCCUUAUGGCGGGAACUUCUUGGGACAAGACUCUCACCACCUCAUCACACACUUUCUCCUUGGAAGAGGGGAGUAGGACAUCCCAGUUGAAAGGUCACAAAGCAUUAGAGAGAGAGAGAGAGAGAGAGAGAGAGAGAGAGAGAGAGAGAGAGAGAGAGAGAGAGAGAGAGUGUGUGUGUGUGUGUGUGUGUGUGUGUGUGUGUGUCUGUGGUAAAGGUGUGGUAAAGGGGGGUGGGUAUUAUGUAGCUGCUCCCUUUGUCCCAGAGGUGGCAGUAUUUCCAUAAUGUGGAGACUAGUAACUGGAUUCUGAAGCAAAGAGGUGUUUCCCCUUCUGGAACCCCAGAGCCUUCUCACCUAGGUGUUCUCUGUAUGCUUAGCCUUAAGAGAACACCCAGAGAGCUUCCCUAGAAAGACGCUGCCUCCAGGUGCUGGGACACACCUUUGCAAGGUGCUGUGGGAAACAGGAGCUGGGGAGCUGUGUUAAGUUAAAGUAGAAACCCUCCAGUGUUAGGUGUCGUGUAGGUAGUAGGACAUAGGGAAAAGAGGCCAAGCUGCCUGUAGUUAGAGAAGAAUGGAUGUGGUUCUUCUUGUGUAUUUAUUUGUAUCAUAAACACUUGGAACAACAGACCAUAAGCAUCAUUUAGCAGUUGUAGCCAUUUUCUAGUUAUCUCAUGUAAACAAGUAAGAGUAACAUAACAGUAUUACCCUUUCACUGUUCUCACAGGACAUGUACCUAAUUAUGGUACUUAUUUAUGUAGUCACUGUAUUUCUGGAUUUUUAAAUUAAUAAAAAAGUUAAUUUUGAAAAAUCA